CCGCCGCGGGGCCCCGGCAGACGCUUCUGGGGGUGGCUGAACGCCGUCUUCAACAAAGUGGACUACGAACGUAUACAAGCCGUUGGCCCUGACAGGGCAGCUUCAGAAUGGCUGUUGCGAUGUGGCGCCCUGGUGCGCUAUCAAGGCUAUCAGAAAUGGCAGCAGGACUACAACGGCCUCCCAACGGGGCCCCUGGGGAAGUACAAGAUAGAAGCAAUUAAUGCCACUGACUCUUGCAUCAUGUACAGAGGAUUUGACUAUCUGGAUGGUCUUGAACAUGUUACAGAAAUUAAGCUGCAGAAGUGUAUUUACAUACAGGACGAGUGUCUGCAGAGGCUCAGCGAGACGAAGAAUCUACAGAAGAGUCUCCUCCAGCUGAAGAUAAUUUCCUGUGGGAAUGUCACAGAUAAAGGCAUCAUUGCACUGCACAAGCUGAUGAACCUUGAAUAUUUGUAUCUGAGUGACCUUCCUGGAAUAAGAGAGAAAGAAACUACUGUUCACGUCCUUCAGCAGGCACUGCCAAACCUGGAGCUGGAGCUGGAUUUAGAAUAAACACAAUUGCACGUAACAGAUGUAUUUGAUUUCAUAGUAUUUAUCCUAUGUUGCAUAGGUUAAGUUGUAGACGCUACUGUAUUUCCAGGUAUGGAAAUAAGCCCAGAUCUCCCGAUCCAGCCUCAAAAGCUGUAUGCAAGCUUUUAUGCAAUUAAGUCUUAUUAAGCUUAAACUAUACGGUGAAUCAACCGCAGAGAAGGUAGCCUUCUGUGCAUGGUCAUUUUUUUCCUGUUUUUAUAGGAAGCUGUCAAUACAUCAAUUAGAAGUUUUCAAAUACUUUAUGGCACAGCAAUUCUUGUGCAAAAUGACGGUGGGAAGAACGUCAGUGUUGCGAAACAGCAGCGCUGUACGCUUUUCUUGCAUGAUGUCCGUGCUGUGGGAGUGAAUGGGAGCUGUUUAUUCUCUGAGAAUCUCGCCCAGUCAGUGGGUGAUGAUUUAAUAAAAUAGCUUAUGGGCCUGUUUUCUGUUCUUCA
Messenger RNA from Pygoscelis adeliae (Adelie penguin), 1025 nucleotides. RefSeq names its product ATP synthase, H+ transporting, mitochondrial Fo complex, subunit s (factor B) (gene DMAC2L). Lineage: Eukaryota; Metazoa; Chordata; Aves; Sphenisciformes; Spheniscidae. The annotation marks the transcript as partial. The transcript is spliced from 4 exons. The record is from RefSeq and is a predicted model, not a curated record.